Thlaspi arvense is the source of this 1059-nucleotide messenger RNA. The record is from the annotation of a GenBank genome assembly. Lineage: Eukaryota; Viridiplantae; Streptophyta; Magnoliopsida; Brassicales; Brassicaceae.
AUGGACGGUGGCGCGGGUCAACCGGCGUCUGAUACCGAGAUGACGGAAGCUGCCGGAGGUGUUCCCGCCGCGGCUCCAUCUCACCCGUCGCCUCAGAUGCCGGGUGUUGAGAAUAUUCCGGCGACUCUUAGCCACGGCGGUAGGUUUAUCCAGUAUAAUAUAUUCGGGAACAUCUUCGAGGUCACCGCUAAGUAUAAGCCUCCGAUCAUGCCUAUUGGCAAGGGUGCUUAUGGCAUCGUUUGUUCGGCUAUGAACUCUGAAACAAACGAGAGCGUUGCAAUUAAGAAAAUCGCAAACGCGUUCGACAAUAAGAUUGAUGCAAAGAGGACUCUCCGUGAGAUCAAGCUGCUUCGCCACAUGGAUCAUGAAAAUUAUUUUCUUUACCAGAUCCUCCGUGGGUUGAAAUACAUUCAUUCCGCAAAUGUGCUUCACCGUGAUUUGAAACCGAGCAAUCUCCUUCUAAACGCAAACUGCGACUUGAAAAUCUGCGAUUUCGGGCUAGCUAGAGUCACUUCCGAGAGCGAUUUCAUGACUGAGUAUGUUGUCACGAGGUGGUACCGUGCACCAGAGCUGCUCUUAAACUCCUCUGAUUAUACUGCAGCUAUCGAUGUUUGGUCUGUUGGUUGUAUUUUCAUGGAGUUAAUGGACCGCAAGCCACUCUUCCCUGGCCGAGAUCAUGUUCAUCAGCUUCGCUUGCUCAUGGAGCUCAUAGGAACUCCAUCAGAAGAAGAGCUCGAGUUCUUGAACGAGAAUGCAAAGCGAUACAUAAGACAACUUCCACCGUAUCCUCGCCAAUCCAUCACUGAUAAGUUCCCGACGGUGCAUCCUUUAGCGAUAGAUCUUAUCGAGAAGAUGCUAACAUUUGAUCCUAGACGGAGAAUCACAGUUUUAGACGCCCUGGCACAUCCAUACCUGAACUCGCUGCACGACAUCAGCGAUGAGCCAGAGUGCACGAUACCUUUCAACUUUGAUUUUGAGCAACACGCGCUCUCAGAGGAGCAGAUGAAGGAGCUUAUCUACCGCGAGGCGCUCGCUUUCAAUCCAGAAUAUCAGCAAUAG